UGUGGACGUUUUGUCAUUUUAAACUACACUUUACUUAGCCUUUGCUCUCCUGAGGUAGAAGUUUCAUUUGAUCGAAAGUCUGUGCAUAUGGUAAAAAUGUGUUGUUCAUCUUUACAGCUCCUUAUAGGCGUGAUGCUUCUGCAGAAUGUUGUGGUUGAAAAUGAGGCAAUGACCACAAGCAUCACCAAGGAAGUCGAAAAGGAAGCCACAAUAACUCCGGUUUCGCAACCUCAUGACAACAUCUCCCAAUUCAAUAAAAUAUUUAAUAACUCAACAGUCGGCCAUCAGAACUUCACUGACACACCUCCAAAUAAUACUGCUGAGACUACCACCUUACCCGGAUCAGAUCUGUCCACUCCUCCUCCUGUCUCAGAACAUCCUCAGACCAGCAAUAUUACCGAUCAUCAUGUAAUCGUUAAGCAAGCCACCACUACUGGAAAGAUUGAAAAAAACAUCACACCUGAAACAUCUCUGGAAAAAGAAUCUUCUUACGGAAUAACUUAUGUCAUUAUCUUGGUCAUUAUCAUUCUGUGCAUGAUUGGAGUAACAGUUUACUGCUGCUUUCAAAAGAACACCAGGAGGUACUCCAUGGAUUUACAUCCCAAACAGGAAGAUGCUCAGGUUCCGCUCAGUGCAAUUGAUGGGGAGGUGUUCGACUCUACAUCAGUUAAAGACAUGCAAACAUUUAGUCCUGUUGAGUCCAGCAUCCCAUUAAAAGCCCCUGAACCUGUGAAAGAUGCUGAAAAGCCAGUGGAAGAGAAAGAAACGACUAAAGUUAAACAAGAACAGUCUGAUACCCAGGCCAUAGUGAUUUCAGAAGAUAAAGCAGAAGAGCUAACCAUAGUGGAUCUGACUGAUGGAGCAAUGGCCACUUCGACUAAGACAUCGAUGGAAUCCCUAGAUGAGCCUCUUAAUGAAAACAAGAACAACAACAACAACAACAAUACAAGAGAUAAAGUCAAUGAGAAUGGGCAUUUCACUGAAAUCUCUCUUGAUGACUACUUUACCUUAGGGUAAACCAUCUCCUCAACAUUUUACAAUGAUCUCUCAACUGGAUUAAUGGACUUUGUUCAAACCUGUACAUUAGGGUCUGAUGUAUUGUCAACUCAAACAAAAUGAUUAUGUACUUAAAAACUUCUUGUGAGUCACAUUUGUAUAAGUAACACAUUUAUUUUUUUACUCAGUUAUGUUGUAAUAGCAUGACAUUGUGUUGUAAUUUUUCUCAAUAAUGAAAUGUUUUGAACAUCCUACAAUUAACUUUCUGCCUCAGCACAGUGGAAAUGCAUAUCAUUAUAACCAUGAAACAUUGUUUUUAAAAGUAUGUCUUUAUGACAAAAUAUUUUGUAAUUAACACAUGAUUGUAAAAUUAAACAUAUAAUGUAACUAUUUAACAUUUAAUUUAUGGAGCCUUAAAUAAUUUAUUUCAUUUCAUUUACUAAAACAUUCUUCAUUACAUUCAAUUAAAUAGAAAAUUACAAACAGAAUUGCAUUUUCAGAUUAUGUAAAGUGGACCUACAGUAUACAGUUUCUCUGUUGUAUGUUAUAAAUACUGUAAAGGUGGUAUAAUGGUACUGUAUACAGCCUACUGUAUGUUAAAAAACCUUCACUCACUAUACUGUACUUGUUAGUAAAUUCAAAGUUUUCUGAAACUGUGUGAAAUAAAUUGUUUCUGCCUUCCAUUCUUGUAAUUGCAAUCAAAUUAAGUCAUCAUAAUUCUUAAGAAAUAGCAUUCAUCCACUCUACAAAUGGCUAAAAUUGACCCAAUGCGUGGUUGUUUUAACCUAACUGCUGGGUUAUUAGACCCCAUGGUUGGAUAACAACAGUAGCGUAACGAGCCAACACGGGGCCCCUAAGCAGGAUUAUCAAGGCGGGCCCUUUACUACAACACGUGAUGACGCAAUGUCCACAAGCAGGCUACAAUGAAUGGGAUAGGACAGGAUCAUAGAGACAUGAGAUGACUGACAAAAUCAGAAAUAGCCUACGCGCACCACAACAAAAACAUAACAUCGGUGACAGCGCACCAAACAACACUGCUGGUGACACCACACUAUAACAUUUUGUUACUCACUGCUAUGACUACACACACACAUACACCUAGGUCUAAAUACAUAAAAAAGAUGCUCACUUACAUUCAGGGGUUAAAUUGGGAUUUAUUA
This is a messenger RNA of Paramisgurnus dabryanus, 2156 nucleotides long. RefSeq lists its product as uncharacterized. NCBI's taxonomy places the organism in Eukaryota, Metazoa, Chordata, Actinopteri, Cypriniformes, Cobitidae. The record is from RefSeq and is a predicted model, not a curated record.